GCAUAGAUUUUUUCAUGGCCACCGUAAAACCUGUGAUAUAACAAUCAAACUUAAGUGUCUAUUUCGUCUUCUAAAUUUCAAGGGCAGAGAGGGAAAAUAGUGUCAUUUACAUAUACCAAAGGCACUAUACAAUGAUUUAAAUUUUUUAUGCAAUGAAGAAAAAAUAAUAGUCUUAACAAUAGACUACUGUGAGGAGGAGAACCCAAAAAAGUCAACAGGAAUGAAAAUAAGUUUGUUAAAAAAUCAUGAACAAUUUCAACAACUGCGAAAUGCAAUGAAAUUUUUUUGACGCCGAUGAAAAAAGAGCAAAUGUGAGAUAACACAAUUAAGUAUGUCAUCCCCAUCAAAAGAUCAAUGGAACUUCGAUUGCGUAACAGUAGCUAGUGUGGAUUUCAUAAAAUUGCCUCUUAAAGACAUUUUAGAGAGCCUUAUUAAGCCUGGGGACCUUUUCAUAAAAAUAAAAUCAUGUCCUGCACUUUUGUCAGGGGAUCACAAACUACGCCAAGAGCAAAUAAAGCUUUGCUUUAUUCAACCAAAAGCAAAACCUGACUACAGCAAAUUUGAUGUAACUUUACUAUACACACUCAUAAGAAAUUUAUGCCCAUCACUAAAGCCAACAAAAGGUUGGGGAAAAGCGCCAGCAUAUGCGGAUAUAGACAUAGGAGAUGAUAUUGAGCGUCUCCGGUUGUUUAGAAACAAUUACUCUGCACAUGCCGAUUCUUCAGCAAUUUCUGACGCUGUCUUCAAAGAUAUAUGGAAGAAUUUAAAUUCUGCAGUCGACAGGAUUCAGAAGUACAUGCAAAAAAAGAGACGCAAUGUGGAUUAUGUACAAGAUUUAAUGAAGAUAGAAAGCUCAAAGUUCACAAAAGACCGUUUAGAAAGCUGCAAGAUCAUUUUAGAAGGCUUAUUGUUGAUAGAAAAACAAACAGAAAAAAAAGAUGAACCGGAAAUUUUCCUAAAAGGUGAAGAUACGGUAAUUUGUGGAGAUACAGCACGAUUUGAAUCAAACUCAAGAAACGCCAAUGUUACCUUUUGGCAGUUUACAUGGCAAAAACGUACAGGAAAUGGCACAGAAUGUAUAGAUACAAAUCAGGAGAAAUACAAAGGUAGCAGCAACAGCAUUCUUUUCAUACAAAAUGUAAGUAAGGAGGAUGAAGGGGAAUACCAGGCUGUCCUCUCACGGGAAGCGAAUGGAAUCGAGUACAAGAUAUCCAGUAAUACUGUUUAUCUUCAUGCUCUAGGAGAGCGGCCUAUUUUGAACGAUUUAAGAGUAACAACAGAAGACGAAGGUAUCACUAUCCAUUACAGCUACGAAGUUUUAGAGCAGUCACCAAAAGUUAAACACAUAUAUUGGUGUAAAAAUGGAGAACCACUGGAUAGAAAAAGUGAAAAAUAUAUUGGAGGGAGUCUAAAUGAGAAUUAUUUUACAAUUUCAUCACCUACUGACGAAGAUAGAGGGAAAUACUUAUGCACAAUUUCCAAUGCAGUGGGUUCGGUAUCAAAAGCAGUAAUUUUUGGUCUUCCAAACAUUACGACAAGUGAAGAAACCGUCAUAAAAAACAAAUCAGUAAAAUUAGUUGGAGACGUGUUUGUGUACGACGGUUCACCUGAUAUUACGGAAGUCUUUUGGACAAAAAAUGGAGAGAAGAUAUACACUCAAGGGAGUGGUGGAAGGCUAUCAACAGUGACGGUGGACGAUCCUUCACUAACCAUCAGAGACGUAAGCCAUAUUGAUGCUGGCGAAUACCAACUCAUCGCGAGGAAUGCAGUGGGGACAACUUCCAGUGACAUUAUUACUAUUGGUGUCCCUGAUGUUAAUUUGGAAAGCCUUGAAAAAGAAGGAAGUGGAAUCCAUGGUUUUAAAGCAACGAUUAAAUCCAUCCCGUCACCUUGCAAUGUUACGUGGAGUAAAAAAGGCAACUAUGAAGAUGAAUUUAAGCCAAUAGAUGCUGAUGCUGAAGAAUUCAGAGGGACAACAAAUUAUCUUCCUCACCCGAAGUUAGUAGUGAAAGACAGAAAUCUUCUGGAAAACAACUGUUUUCAAAUAGAAGUCUCAAACUUUGUUGGAAAUACUAUUGAAAAAAAUCCAGACACAAAAUAUCAAGCGAAAAUCGUCUGUAAUCUCAUUUCAUCUCCAGGAUCUCAAAGGGUGUUAUUAGACUGUUGUUUACAUUUCCUCAUUUAUAACUUGAAAAAUCCUGAUGAAACUUGGACAAAGGAUAAAAUCGUGACACACGUAAGACGGAUGAUAAGCAAACUUGUGGAAAACAAUGAAAAAGACCGCUUGGAAUUCUUCUGUCAAACUCUUUAUCAAGACGAAAGUCUUUCUAACACAUUAUUGAAUUGUGGAGAGGAUUUCUAUGCAUUGAUAUUUUCCAUGGAGGAAAAAUAUAAUGCGCAGGAUAUCAUUCUGUCCGAGGGAUCAUUUUGUGUGACCUUUUGUUUUGAAAACAAUUUGCGUUUAGAAAAUUUUUUGCAGAAACUUGAAAGUAAGGACGAACAACUGCUCAAAGACUUAUCUAAACUUACUCUAAACAAAACUCUUUUAAAAAUCUUCAGCAUUAGUCCACAACAAGUUUGGUGGACGGCAUGGACAGUAAAGAUAUAUAAAGGAACUCAGUUGUUUGAGAAGAUUUUUACAUACCCAAUAGAAGGUCGUUCUGAAGAUUACUCCGCAAUAAAAUCAAAGAUUUUAAGCAGAUCUGAAAUCAUGGGUGAUGAACCGGGACCGUCUAAUUAUCCAUUUUUUCUUCUUGAUAAGUCAUCGGAAAAUUACCUUCGUCUUACCCGUCUGAUUACAACAGUUUGUGGUUCUUUACUGAGGGACAUACUAAGUCACCACAUUAAACCGGUCAACCUAAGAAAAGAGCUCGAUAAAAACAGAAAAAAACUUGAAAAAUUUAUGACUAUAGAACAAUUGAAACAGUUAUAUUUGACUGCUGGAAGCAAUCCAAUAUCUCCAAAAGACUUGGAUAUAUCCGUUCUGUACAUGCUAUUACGGAAAAUUUGCACCAAACUUCCUCCACCUAAGACUGGUUGGGGAAAACCUCCACAAAAAGGCGAUAACAGCGAAUCAGCUUUUAUCGAGAGAGUACGACACAUAAGGAAUAGCAUAUCAGCCCACAGUACACAAGGUAAAGUGAGUGACACGGAUUUUCAACAGUAUUGGGAGGAGCUUGAGAAUUCAAUUAUUGCAAUGGAGAAGCAGUUGACUGGUGAUGUUUUACAUCAAGAUGCCAUAAGGUCGAUAAAAAGUAUGAACUUCACUAAGGAUGACGCUGAAAAGUACAAACGUGAAAUUCAACAAUCGGAAGAUCCUGAGGACAAAUCUGAGAUACUUCAACAAAAAUUUUCCCAAGUGCGUUUUUGGACAGAAAAGGACAGAAAAUAUUUUGAAAAAUCAGAAAAAGAGAAAAUGAAACUGUGGAGUCCAGUGCCUGAUAUUUCUACCGACGAUGCAAUGAGUUCAUUGGAAGGAAAAAAAAUCCUCAUGGCAGAAGAACCUAGUGAGAAUCCAAAACAUUUAUCAGUUAAGGAAAGAAUUAGAAGAUUCGAAAAUGAAGAAGCCACUUCGUCGGUCUCAGUGAAGGAUGAUAGAAGACCAAACAGAAAGGAAAUAAUGGUUAAAUUUUUUCCAAACGUGAAGAGUCUACAAGCGAGAAGGGGUCAAGCAAUUCUUAAAGACGAUUUCUCUCCUGGCGGGUCGCGACCAACUCUAAAAAAGCAAGACAGCUGUGAAGUGGCAUCAGACUACUUGGGUGAUAUCGGGGAUGAAAUCAAGGAUUCGGAUUUUGUCGACGAUGUCUGUGAUUCAAAACUCUCUCCUGUUUGGGAGGAAAUCUUUACCAGCAGCGAUUCGUGCUCGAACAUUAAGGAUUCAAGUAAUAGGAAAGAUAUUGCUAAAUGUACAUGCACCAUGGAACACGAGCUUGCCGUGGAUAGUGUAAACCCCCACCCGGUAUUUGACUGUCUUUUGCAUGAGACUGAAUUACAGAGAGAAGACAGUUCCGACCGAGCGCCGCUCCAGCCCCCCUACCCUGCUCCCCCCUACCCCCUGGUAGACGUUAAGUCCUUCACAGGCCGAUCGAUGAGGGUCGGGAGCUGCCCUCCCAUUGGUUUUGAGGGCCUCUGUGACCACCCCGCCCUUUCUAUAACCUAUCCGAGUUUAAGUUCGCAUAUAGGCGACACAAGCAACUACUCGUCUAAUUCUAUGAUUGAACCAGAACCGGGAAUGCCUUUACCUGAUUUUGGCAGCCUUCAUUUAAAAAAAGAUUCUUAAAUAUCACACAUGAUUUGGGCACAAAAAAAACCUAGAUCGGCUUCAAGCUGUUAUUCUUCUGGGGAAAAAUGUAUCAUCGGAGUUGGUGCAUGAGAAAUUUUAAUUAUGCAACGUCCUUGAAAAUCCUCUUUGAAAUGAAUUAUAAAUAUUUAUUGUCAAGUCGAUCGAAGAGGAAUGGUCAGUACUGGCAUCACUUCGCAAAAGAAUGGUAUCUUUUAUUGGUAUCUUUUUAAACAAUCUUGAUGUUUAUCUAUAUUUGAAAACUGUUUAAUAAACAUGUUCAUAAUUUGAA
Messenger RNA from Magallana angulata, 4571 nucleotides. RefSeq lists its product as uncharacterized. The transcript is spliced from 13 exons. The record is from RefSeq and is a predicted model, not a curated record. Lineage: Eukaryota; Metazoa; Mollusca; Bivalvia; Ostreida; Ostreidae. The coding region runs from base 332 to 4279 and encodes 1315 amino acids.